This is a messenger RNA of Funneliformis mosseae, 1119 nucleotides long. NCBI's taxonomy places the organism in Eukaryota, Fungi, Glomeromycota, Glomeromycetes, Glomerales, Glomeraceae. The record is from the annotation of a GenBank genome assembly.
AUGCCAGCGCCACCCAAGGCGGUAAUUAAUACAAAAGAAGCCGAUAUGUUGAUUAAAUAUCUCGAAAAAAAUCCUAAUUUGGAAUUAGAUUUUUCCGAUAAGCAUGGAUAUAUGAAACCUCUUCCAUUUGCUGAAACUCCUUCUUUAAUUUCGGGUUGGGAUUUAACUGAGGAGUUAGAUAUCAAGCCUGAAAUUUUUGGACCUGGAGGUUUAAUAUUUUCGGCUUUUCCGGUUAAUAAUUCGACUUAUAGAAUACUGUCUGGAACAAGUAUGUCUUCGCCAUAUAUAGCAGGCGUAGCGGCAUUGUAUACUGAAGUAUUUGGAGAAUUUAGAAAGCAAAAUCAACAACAGUUUUCCGAACAACUAAAAACUGCAUUAAUGAAUUAUGCUAUUCCUCGUGAGGAACGUAAUAAAUUAUUGGCUUCGGUACUUCUUCAAGGUGCAGGUCUCGUCGAUGCUUAUAAUAUAUUGACAGCAACCAGUUUUGCCCAUCCGUCAAAAAUUAAUUUGAAUGACACGGUUCAUUUUUAUGGAAAUCGCAAAUUAACUAUUUAUAAUGUUGACAGAAAAGAGAUGAAAUAUAAAUUAUCACAUUUAACAGCUCCGAGUGUCAAUGGAUAUAAUAAAACCUUCAAAAGAAAUUAUUAUCAGUUUGAGUGUUAUACACGACAGUAUGCUAGUGUUGAAUUUGAUAAUGAUCAGAUUACUGUACCACCUGAGAUAAUUCUUUUAGAUGAGAACAAGCCUAAAUUAACCGUUCCCUAUGCUGGGUUAGCCGAUGAUGCAAGAUCGCUUCCAUUAUUUCAGACAUCUAAAUUUCCUGCACUUUACGAUUCGAAGAAAUAUAUACAAAAGAAGGAUCCAAUUAAAACAUUUACCUUAAACUCCUUAACAUUACAAGAUCAAUGGGAAAUGGUAAAAAAUAUUUUCCUUUUUCAAAAAUACAAAUUAGGAGAACCAAGAAUAAUUUCAUGGGAUGGACUUAUUCAUUCCGAACCCGUUUCCAACGGAAAAUAUUUUAUUAGGGUUAGAGCAUUGAAAAUGUUUGGUGAUAUUAACAACGAGAAAGAUUAUGAAGUUUGGGUUAGCCCUAAAUUUAGAAUUGAGAGACAUUUAUAA